AUGUCCGACGCCGAAGAGCGUGCCGAACGGCCUGCUGAGCCCUCCCCCAACGCUGCCUGUGACCAAUGCAGGGCCAGGAAAGUGCGGUGCGAUCGACGACGACCCGAGUGCUCCAACUGCAGCAAAUCUGGCGUGUGCUGCGGCUUUACAAACCAGUUGAAACGGGUCAACCACAUCAAGCAGCUCCUCAACGAUUUCUCCUCUGUCACGUCACGCCUGGAAUCCAUCGAAAAUGCCAUCGGAAAUCUCUCGCACCAGCUGGUGACCAUCAGCCAGCCCGACUCGAGCUCGCGCUCGUCGAGAAGCGGCUCCCGCUCCUCGUCGGCCUCGGGCAGAGAGACGCUGCGGAACUUCCUCGAGGAGUGCCAGAUGGAGGAAGCCGACUGCAUCGGCGAUGAUCCUGCAGAGUUCGUCCAUCAGGGAAACACCUGCUGCGGGUGCGAGCAGUUUUUUGGGGAAACUUCAGCCCAUUCCCAGUUCAAAUCCGCCAGGGAUCGCGUGGAACAGCUGCUGCGGGCCGACAACCAAGAUGGCGGGACAUCUCUGCUGCGAUUUGUCAGCGAGCGCCCUUCCUUGCCGCCCGAUCUCCAAUGCGCGUACGAAGUCUUUCCCGCCGUGGAAGAAUGCCACCGGCCCUUCUCCACCAUGAUUGCCAUGAACGGAACGAACGGCAGGCCGAUCGCCCUUCCCCCCAAAAACUUCCUUCUCUCAGCCCUCGACAUCUUCCUGGCAGAGAUCAACACUUACAACCCGAUUUUCGAAGAGUCCAGCCUACGAGAGGCCGUCGAACUGAGAUACUCGAUGACCCCCCUGGACCCAGAUCCCGAUCGCGAAGCCUGGAGCCUUUCUUUCAACAAUAUAAUCCUUUUGGCAAUGUGCCACAGUGCGCGACUCACUCACAACGCCUUCGGCGAUUUCCAGGGCAUCGAGCAUGACUUGUUCCAGUCAUUCCUCAGAAACACCUGCAGGGCCUUCCACAGCCUCGAGCGUCUCUCCAGCCCCCGAUUCGUCAAUAUCCAGGCCCUCGCCACAUUCGCUCUGGUCGGCCGGGAAUGCUUUGAAGGUUGCUUUUUCUCCCUGAUGCUGCCCAGGGCGUUUCAAAUCCUCCGGUCCACGGGGCUGCACAGAGCCCAGGCCCACAAAACCAUCGUCGGAGCGUCUUGCGAGGAGCGAAGGAUGCUGUACUGGACGCUUUACCGGCUGGAUAAGCAACGCUGCUUCCUCAAGGGGCAGCCCUGUGACCUCUACAGCUUCGAUACCGACAUACCCAUGGCAGACUCCGAAACAGACACCCCGCAAUCCCGCUACCUGUUUGCCAUGAACAGCCUCAUGGUAGUCUGGGAAAAGAUCUACCUGCUCCUGUAUUCUCCUCGGGUCAAGAAACGAAGGCGGCGGGACGCCGAUCAGCAGGUAUGCGAACUGCGGUCGGCGCUCAAGGGUUGGUGCCGGCGGCACGGCGACUUGUUGGAGAAGCCAGAGUCCGACGGGUCUUACAUCUUCUUGCGGGCGGAGCUCAGCUUCUGCUUCGCCAUGAGCUCGCUCCUGAUCCACCGAUGCAUCGAUUCCGUCGCAAGCCGGCAGAAGUGUCUGGAAUCGGCACAGACCGCUCUGAGAGUCAUCGCGAAUAUCCACAAAGCGCAACCCAGAUCCGGUAGCAUUGCUUUUCUGGCGAGAAUUUUCCAACAAUACCCCGCCUUGCCAUUCCUCGAAGUCUACCACCACAUCCUCUACGACCCGACGCCGGAGCGGCUGUCGCUCGUAAGCCUCCUCUCCGCAGCCGUGCAGGCGGUCGGGGAUCUCGUGAACCCAAACUUCCCCCGCGUCUUCUGCGCAUCCCUCUACGCCCGCAUGGCCUGGUGCGUCGACUUGCUCGAGAUGUUCAGGUCAUCCGCCUGCAGUCCGUCCCAUGCGUCGCGAAAAGGAUCUGUGGAGAGUUCUACCCUCCCUUCGCGGAAUGGAUCCGUCGGCGACUUGGACGGUUUCAACGAGCUCGCGCUCAACGCCGCGUCAGACAGCGCCUUCUUCGGGGCCGAUGACAUGAUGGGCAAGGCCCAGACAGCAGAUCAGGGUCACGGUUUUGAUGACAUUUUUAAUCCCGAGGGCCUCACUAUGGGCUCGGACUUCCCAGAUGGCCAGGUCGCAGUAGGUGUGGACAUGGCCAAGGGCGCCGAUCUCUUUAGGUUAAGUAUGGAUGUCGAUGACUCUCUUUGGAGUAUGAGCAUAUAG
Diplodia corticola is the source of this 2226-nucleotide messenger RNA. Its product is annotated as transcriptional regulatory protein. Gene Ontology annotation, molecular function: DNA-binding transcription factor activity, RNA polymerase II-specific; DNA binding; zinc ion binding. The coding region runs from base 1 to 2226 and encodes 741 amino acids. Gene Ontology annotation, biological process: regulation of DNA-templated transcription; DNA-templated transcription. The record is from RefSeq and is a predicted model, not a curated record. The transcript is spliced from 4 exons. Lineage: Eukaryota; Fungi; Ascomycota; Dothideomycetes; Botryosphaeriales; Botryosphaeriaceae.